Molecule: messenger RNA, 3269 nt
Organism: Nylanderia fulva
Lineage: Eukaryota; Metazoa; Arthropoda; Insecta; Hymenoptera; Formicidae
Source: RefSeq, a predicted model, not a curated record
AGCGAGUUGAGGGACGAGCUGUGGUUCAUCGAAUUCGGUCGGGGAGCAGCGCUGCCAUUGACCCCGGAGGAGGCACCGGCGGACGGAGAACCUGUCGUACCCUGUGCUCAAGGUCGCGUGAUCGUCGAGACGGCGAGGCCGGCGCCGCCGCACUUUGCCACCUGCUCCACCUAUCGCAGACCUCUCCUGAGCCGCACAUCGAACGAGGUAUCGAUCAGCGAUGGCACGAUACCGUCGUCGAGCGGCACCGAGUACAGUCAGCAAGAGUUGGAGCAGCAGCAUCACAGGACUAUCAAAGGCAAAGGCGCCGUCAGUAAAGGAAUGACGACGACGACGACACCACAGAGUCCUGCCGCGAGGCCGGACGAUCUCGGAGUGACACCCUGGUACCUGGAGGAUUAUCCGACGACGGACGGAUCGCCGGGGCCGAUGGGCGAUCGGAGCUCGUAUCCCUUGUACUCGCACGCUGACGGUGGCAGACCGGAUCUGAACUCGACGAGGAACAGCAGCGUCGAGGGCGAGUUCCCGAGGUCGGCGGCGCCUGUUCCUCGCCGGGCCUGCAUGGACCUGAAGGCCGCGAUGGAGCUGCUGGACGAAACCUGCCCGAACGUGGAACCAAGUCCGUCUCUCACCCCGAAGACACCCAGGACACCGCUCACGCCGUACACGUCGCGCAGCAAAAGAGCCCGCUCGAAGAGCAGCGAUAAUUCCUCCAACUACAGCAACGAUCGGCUGAGCGAUCGCUCGUUCGAGACCCUCAAGGACAAGGACAAGGAUAAGAAGAGGCCGUUCUUGAGGAAGAUCGGUAUUUCCAAAACGGAGGAUCGACCGUUCCUAGCAAAGUUCACGCCAAGGAUUAUUGGGAAACCUUACUUGGAGAAGAUCGGACCCAGCAGAGCCGUCGAAAGACCGUUCUUGGACAAGAUCGGCUCGUCAAAGACCUUGGAUAAAUUUACCUUCGACACGCCGCGCAACGAACGCAGAAACGAGGUAAGAAACGAGAGGAAGACGAACGAUGGGCUGAAAAAUCACGCCAGGAUGAAGAACGAUAUUAGGAGACACGAGACCGAGGAGAUAAUCGCUACUAAGGAAAACAUCGACAAUACUGUUCAAAAGGUAACACUCCUUACUUCGCAUUCGGAAGAAGUACAAAGCAAGCCUCUGGAGACGUCGGCGGCGACGUUCGAGAGAAGACGUUCGGGGAAAGAGUUCCUGUUGAAGAUGUAUUCCUUCGAGACGGAGGACUUGGAGUCCACCGUCCCGGCGAAAGACGACUCGUUCGUGGAUAACGCCCUGGAUUCAGGCCCGAGUUCGUUACCGACGGAAACCAGCGACGAACAAACGGCGUCGAGACCAGAAUUGCAGACUCGGCCGACCAGCGUGACCGCGGAGUUGUUAAAGUGUCGAGUGACCACCAGCGAGGAGAUCAUAUCUUCGUCCAUCACGUGCCUGAACUCGUCGAGCGACGCCAACAGCUGGAGCAACUCGCCGCGAAGAGGGCAACGAGCGAAUAAGAGGGAAUCGGCCCUGAUUCGUCGUAGAAUUUUUCAGGGUUCUUGCGAGGUGGUUCGUAGCGACGACAGCACGCCGAAUUCACCCACGAAGAGGCCUAUCUCGAGCGUCUCUCCCGAUCGCGAGUUUCGAAACAGCACCUUGGAAAGAGGAAUGCUCUCCCCGACGAAAACCAGGAGAUCGAUCGUCGAGGAUACCAGCCGAAAUACUCGGAGAUCGAUCAAGUACAAUCAGUUCGAGAGACGAGGCAUCUCCUCGGACAAUCUUCUGGCGAAGGACGCUCUCUCGUUUGUCCCUGCCUCGCGGACUAUAACCGAUGACAUUGGCAGAACGCGGGAGAUUUCGUCGGAGGACUCGCUGGCGACUCGUCGGAACGAAUACACCAAGGAAACGUUCAAGCAGCUGCAGGAGAAAUUCAGGCUGCAGGAGAUACCCAUGGAGAGUUACGCGUCUUUCUUACGGCGCACUCGAGCCUCUCAAGGCGCGUUGAGUCGACACGAGAGGCUGAAUUUACUACCAGCGGAAUCCGAUAUAAUCCUGAAGAGCUCGUUCGGAUCGAGAGAUAUUGCGAAAGAGUUCGACGCGAAAACGAUCGAAAUUGCCGAGGAGAAACGAGAUCUGAGUCGAGAGGGCACGGUGAGAUCUAUUUUGAGAAAACAGGAAGGAAUCGAUCAACCCGAUCACGAGUCGGAUACGAAUGCGUCCAUCAGACGACCGAAGAGACGGAUCUUUCACGAACCGUCGCAGGAGACCAUGGAUCUACUGACGGAACUGCGUAAAGUCAAGAGCUUGCUCAAAACUCCAUCCUGGGAGAAGGAUCUGGAUCUCGAUCAAAAGCCAACGCGGAUGCCGAAGCGUAUUUUGUUGACAGAUAAGGAAUUCUGCCUCUCGGUGGAACGAGAGAACAGCGUACGACGUCCGUCAAAGAUGAUCAAUUCACUCGAGACCACGGAAGAGGGCAAGGUGACGUUGAAUCGCGAGAAUAAGGAAGAAAAGGAGAAUCGGUCGAAUAAAGAGACGAAAGUCGAUCGAAAACCACCCGGGUUGGCUCUGUUCGAGAAGAGAUGCAUGUCAUUGGAUUACGCCGACGAGGAGAAACCUCAGAAGCCGGAAGCACGCGCCAUCUCCCUGGCAUCUACGAGGGACCUGCCGUUCGAAGUUGAAGAGAGCGACUAUCCUGAUCUGAUCUACGACUCGAAGAGCUGUUCCUCGGAUGUCUUCAACUCUCCGUCCGACGAAGUAGACAGAAAAGUGGACGAACUAAUAUCGGAGACGGAAGAGCCGAAGAAGCCUAAUCAGAAUCACUGCGUCGAGGUGGACAUCGCUAUUCCGAUCGAUCGGAGGAUCAACAGUCCCAAAGGCGAAGAUGUCCAAGAACGAACCAGCGAUCUCUACGAGAUUAUAUCGCCUCGGUCGACGCCGUUCCGCGUUAAGAAGCGACUCGGAAAAAUCUCCGUCGAGGAGACCGUCAAGCCGGAAAAUUUCACCCUCGGUUCUAAGGUCGACUGCCGAUCGGUUGUUGCCCAGAAACGGACAAAGUGUGUCCCCUUAUAACGCACAUCGACCUGCCCGUGAGCGAGAUUCUCUCUGCGACGGCGCCGAUUCUCAUGCUCGCAUCGUGAGAAAGAGGGAUACAGGUGCGCAAAUUACGCGUUAAUUGUAUUUCGAUUUAACCCUUUCGGUAUUGUAUAUUAGAUACGAACGAUUGAAUGUGCAAAAUAUCAAAUAUAUGUACAUUGGAAUUUCAACAAAAUAUU